AUGGCUCCCGGACUUGUCGAACUUCAUCCCAGCGAGGAUACAAGCAUACCGCAAACCUCCGCUAAAUCAGUUAGAGGUGUUUUCAACCCAGCGAAACAUCUCGCCUACGAGCCUCCCAAUGCCAUAUACACCCUCAAUGACCUCUCUCUACCACCCUCCUCCAUCUCUAAUGUUGCCUCUACGGAGCCAUUUCAACUGCUCUCCGAGGAAGCGAUUCUUUUGCACCGAAAGGAACUUUUUUCGAAAGAUGUACUCGACAACUGUACCUACCACACCCGACCGGGGUCUGUUCAAUUGCGAGGAAUGGCACCCCGUUAUGCACCAUUCAUACACCAAUUUUGGACCUCCCCUGAAGUCCUUAAGAUCGUCAGCGAUAACGCAGGGGUCGAUCUGGUCCCAGUGAUGGAUUACGAGAUCUGUCAUACGAACGUACAACUUGGCUCGGCCGGACUGGAAGGAGUCAAGGACACUCCAAUUCGGCCACCUAAAGCUCCCAAAGUUCUGGACAAUAACCAAGGAUUAAUCGAUAAACCAGCCAAGAACGCCAUUGUCCCAUGGCACCGAGACUCGCAUCCCUUCGUAUGUGUCGUCAUGCUGUCAGAUGCUAGGUAUAUGACAGAGGGCGAGACUGAAAUUCAACGAGGAGAUGGGAAAACAAUCAAAGUCCGCUCUCCUCAGAUGGGUGGUGCUGUUAUCCUUCAAGGUCGGCACGUUUCUCAUAUCGCGCUUCCGUCUGGCAAUAUGCCUGAACGGAUCACCAUAGUGACAUCGUUCCGCCCGCGUGACCCUCGGCUUCUGGACCAAUCCUCUAAUAUGAACGUCAGAACAAAAUCGCGUUUACCCGAGCUAUACUACCAGUGGACAAGUUAUCGUUUGCAUUUGCUCGCAGAAAGAUUCCGCCUCGAGGGUGAGAAGCUUGAUGCGCAAUAUGGGGAGGCUAUUACCAAAACAGAGAAUGGUCGCAGGGGAGAUGUGAAGAAAGAUAUCGUUGAUGUCCAGGCCUUGACUAAAUGGAUCGAUGAACAGGUUGCGUACAUGAAGCAAACUGUAUGGGAAAUGCGUCCUGUGACCGCCGAGGACAAUAUCAACAAGAACGAGAUUCCAGAUAUCCCUUACUAGGGGCAAUUCCUAGACGCAGGAGGAGAUCCGCUGAGAUGU
This is a messenger RNA of Exophiala xenobiotica, 1158 nucleotides long. RefSeq lists its product as uncharacterized. The transcript is spliced from 2 exons. The record is from RefSeq and is a predicted model, not a curated record. Bases 1 to 1119 code for a protein of 372 amino acids. NCBI's taxonomy places the organism in Eukaryota, Fungi, Ascomycota, Eurotiomycetes, Chaetothyriales, Herpotrichiellaceae.